AACAAAGAGACGUUAAAAGGCAAGAGAGUUCAGUGUUGUGCGUUUCCGGUUUUGCCCAAAACCGCAGCAUGUGAUUAUAAACACAUUUAGUGUUUUUUUUACUUAUCCCACCAAAGAACUGCUUUUGAAAGGGCUGCCCAAAAGAGCGCAUUUUAAUUGAGCUCGAAACAAUAUUUUUUUUCUAAACAUAAUUUCCAAACGCGCAUGCGCAGUAUCACUGUGUCUCACCAUCCAACGGCUAACAGCAGUUGUAAAUGUUUUUAUGUUGUAACGGUAAGACAAGCUACACUCGUUAUUGCCUUGUCAAAAAGUACUGUUGUUUGUGUAAUUGCUUGUUGUACUGUCACGUGUAAUUUUUUGUCGUUUUAACUUGACUUUGUUAUUCUCGCCGUUUGCUUCCUGAAUAUCAGAUCUCAUCCCGUUCUCUGUUAUCUCUUUGCCACAACCUACAACAGAUUGUACACAAUCAUCAUGGCGACCCAGGAUGGUGGGUAUUGAGAAAAUGCUGCAUUUUCUUCUUAUCUUUACAUUGAGCUGUAACGCGGUUAAUCAAAAAACGUUAAUCGGUGACUGACAAUCAAAUUUAUGACGCUUUUGAUGGAAUAAUGUGUAAAUUUGCGUUACUCCGUAAUGUUAUUCCUCAGGUUCACCAGUGGUCUAGUAGCUAACGUAAACGAUUGCUAACAUUACUUAGAUUAAACUGUAUUUCCGGAGGGUUUGUGUUUAAUAUUGUUAAAAAUAACCAGUGUUUGUUGAGAAUUGGCGUAUUUAAUUUUCUGUAGAGGUGAUUGAAUGUGAGGAGGUUUUGAAUGGUAACGACGAAUCACCAACUGACAGCAUGUUAAUGUUAACCAUACCAGUUCAUAACCAGUAAGGCCAACCGUAUUAAUUUACAGGAUCGGGGUCCUCUGGGUACAUGUUCUGUCUCUAUUACAUAGUCUGUUUACGCUUUAGUUGGUUGUGUAUGAUUUAUCCCUUUGACCGGCACAGCGGUAUCGAAUCGCUGUUAAGUUAGGAAAAAUAGCAACGAUGGAAAGAGCUAGAAAGAGCAGAAGAGAAAGAGAGAUAGAGAGAGCGGUCGAUUGAGGUUAAAGAAAAAACGAAACUAUUAUUUUACGCACGCUGUUGCCUUACUGCCAUGUCUUUCUUUCUCACUGCGUGUGUUGGGGAAUGAUAGCAGUGCCUAUUUCACGAUUAUCAUGUGUUUUAAACGUUUGAAUUAGCCACAGGAAUAGGGAGAACAACUGACACAAAUGCAUAUCUAAAUUUUUAAAGAAUGUAAAGAAAUGCUUAAUGAAAUGAAGGUUUUCCAAAAGUAAAGUAGUAAAUACAUAUUCAAAGAUGAUAUUACUUUAACUGAAACUGCAGUCUGGGAUGGGUUUCUGCCCUGACAUGUUCUGGUUCAGUUCUGCACUUUAGGGAACUGUCCAGGACCAGUCACUUUGAGUUUCUUAUUGUUUUUGUUUGUUUAUUCGAACAGGUUAAAAGAAAAACAGAAUAAAUGCAAUAUACAAUGUGCUUUGGCAGAAAAACAAUUAAAGAGACAGCUCUGUAGGAACAUAGAUAAUCAUACUUUGCUCGAAAGGCUGUAGGAUGAAGUUUAUACAACUUAUCUAGUUGUACCCUUUUAUUAUUGUGUUACUAUAAUUCAAUCAGCCAGAGCAUGUGUAGGAAUAACAGUACAGAAGAUAUAUCAGGAAAAAAGGCACGUUGCCCAUUGUUAUAAAUUCACGUUUCCGUUUCUCUCUUAUAUCCAUUCAGAAUGUGGUUUAUAGAACUUGCUGAGUGAUCUUAUUUAAUUUACCACUUAACACUUCUUGAUUAACAAACAUGUUGUUAUUAGUUUACAAAAGUACAGAUGUUAUCAUUUCAUGAGGAAGUUCAGAUACUGCAGGAGAAAAUCACUUUUGAGGAGGACUUGUUAGAAAAACAGUAUUCAAACAUUUAAUAAGUAAAUGUUAUUUUCUCACAGCUUUCGCUGUAGCAUAAUUUUGUGUUUUUAAAAAAUACCCUCUGCUUGUUCAGUUGAAUGUUGAAAGAGGAGAUUAAACACAGAUGAUCUUUUAUAGUGAUUUAUUCUGUAGUGCAGGGCUGUUUGUUGAGAUAGACAUCCUGACAGGUUUUUUUAUGUAAUAAAUACAGGAUGAGAAACUAUUUCAUUUUAUUUCUCAAGUUGAGCUAAAACUGUACUUAGAUGUGUUGUAUGGUGUCACAAAAACACACUCAGACACAAAGAUUUCUUAGAGACACAUUCUUGGGUACGCUGCACAUACUUUAUACUUACUAGAACUAAUAUUUGCUAUAAGACAUGCCUGUAUGCUUGCCAGCAAAAUAUGGAUUUUUGAAAGUGUGAGAUCAUUUGUCUUUAGAGAAAACAAUUUUGCAAUCAACAAGGCGUGAUGUCAUCUAAGUCAAUGUUCUCGUGCUCUUCCAGGAGGUGAAGAAGUCAUAAUGGAAACUGAGGCAAACCCAAAAGAAGUUGAACCACUAUGUGAAGGCGCUGAAAAGGGUGACACAGAAACUACGUCCCACUCAGAGGCAGGAAACGCCACAACUCAGGAAUCUAGUAUUAGCAAUGGGGAUGAUGCGGAUGAACAACGGGAGAUGGUGGACGUGAAGAUCAUCUGGAACAAGAAAAAAUAUGAUCUGAAAAUUCCUAUUGAUGAUACUGGAGCUAAACUAAAAGAGAGUAUCCAUUCACUCACUGGUAAGAGAAACACAGACGUCUACUGUAAACUUUUACACAAACAGUCAAAACUAAAGUAAUGUCUGUGCUGUCUUCAUAGGUCUUCCACCGGCAAUGCAGAAAGUGAUGUACAAAGGAUUGCUUCCAGAGGACAAGACGCUACGAGAAAUAAAAGUCACAAAUGGUGCAAAAAUAAUGGUGGUAGGAUCUACAAUAAAUGAUGUAUUAGCUGUGAAUACACCCAAAGAGGUCAUUCAGCAGGAAGUCAAAGCUGAAGAAAACAAGAAGGAGCCUUUAUGCAGGCAAAAGGUAAAAUGCUCAAUAACACUUCUGCACAAUGGUAAGAGACAGAUUUCCAUGGAGUUUUAAAACUCUGCUUUUAUUUCAGCAACACAGAAAAGUUUUGGACAAAGGCAAACCAGAUGACAUAAUGACAGCCAUUAAAGGAACAAAGGUGAGAUGGGAUGAAGAGAGAUCAGUCCUUGUUUUUGUUCGUUUUGCACUGACUGCCUCAGCUUUUCUAAAGCGCUCAACUUCCCACCUGACUAAAGUGUGUUUUUGUUUUUGGCACCCACAGGAACGAUUACCAACAGUGCCUUUAUCUGGGAUGUUUAACAAGUCUGGAGGAAAAGUUAGACUCACGUUCAAACUGGAGCAGGAUCAGUUGUGGAUCGGAACAAAGGGUGAGGUUUCAGCUUGUCUGGUUUUGCUGAAUUCAUAACAAUACAAGCUUAACGAUGAGGUUUCCAUUUUUGAUGUUUGUAUCUCAACAGAGAGGACGGAGAAAGUUCCAAUGGGCUCCAUUAAAAAUGUAGUGUCUGAACCCAUCGAAGGCCAUGAGGACUAUCACAUGAUGGUAAGUGUUUUUGCUACUUCCUGCAUGGCAAAUAAAACACUUGUUUCUGUGCUUGUCGUCAUAUGAGCUGAUUUGUUACUUUUAAUUCUUUAAAAGAAAACCCAACAUUUAUUUAGUUCACCUUCCCUUUGUGUACAAAAGCUCUUCUUCCAAAGCGAAGAUUGUUUCUGUUGAGCUGCAGUCACGGUAGUUUGUGUGCAUCAGAUUGAUGGGGCCAUCUUUGGCUGUUUUGGGCUCUGCAGCGAAGCGAGAAAUGUCACUGCUUUUUGUGCAUUAACCUUUCUGUCUAAAGGCACUUCUGCUCCUCUUUGUCGGAGAAAAACAAAAGUCCUGGAACGAGUAACUAAUUGAAUUGAGUUGUCUUGUGGAGAUCAAGUUGUGUUUAUAGAGGAACAGAGCGAUGUGUCAGAGAAGCGUUGAUUUAACAAAUACGAAGUUCACAAUGAUGCAUUACAGCUCCGUUGAUGUUUCCUUCAGCUGAGUUGCCUUUUUUUAACGUUGUACUACUGGAGCUCCCAUAUAUAAAGUCACUGAGACAGUCUUAUAUACAUAAUGUUAUAUAUAACGGAAAAUGAUUUUUUUUUUAAAGUAUUUACAGCGUAAACUUUGAUAUUUUACAAUGAGUAUAGAUCAUAAAACUCAAUAUAAGCAGACUUAUGAUAGGAAUAUUCAAGUAUUUCCUUUUGUCCUGAUUGCUUGUUGGCAGUUUAAUAUCACCUCUCACAAAGUGAACUCAUGUGUUCACCUGCGUUUAAAGUAUUGGUUUGAUUUAGUGUGUUCACACACAUGUAGAGUGGAAAAAAACAACUUUGUGGUUGUUUUUUGGGUCAAAGAGUCCAAAAUGUGGUGCUGGUAAUUGGUUCAAAUCAUGUUACACCUUUUAAGUUUCUGUGGUGCAUGAUGGGUGAGUCCCUACGAGUGACUUGAUCCAUCUUGAUUGUUUUAGUUGAAAUAAAUCAGGAGGAAAGACACACAGUACGAAUGCACCAGUCAACACAAGCAUGGGAAAAUAAAAGGAACAUGAAUUUAAUUUGUCUGGAUGGCACAUGGAGGUUUUUGGUGGGCUGUUAUUAAGGAGUACUUAUAACUAUGAGAGGCAAUACUUGAUGAACAAUAAAUCUACCAAUCAGCCGUUCAUUGUGACCUGUUGGAGAACUUUUUUUGUCUCUAUUUCAACUGUUUUGUCCAUCAUGCAGAGCCUUGUUAAAUCAAGUUUUCAGUUUUUUUUUCCGUUGUUACAUUAGUAGACCAUGUGAAACUUGAGUAGCCAUUUAAUUUAAUUAUGUUGUUUUUUCUCUGUUUCAGGCUUUUCAGUUGGGUCCAACAGAAGCCUCUCAAUAUUGGGUCUACUGGGUGCCUGCACAGUUUGUCGAUGCAAUCAAAGACACAGUCCUUGGAAAAUGGCAGUAUUUCUAAUGUGCCUCUUUUUUUUCUCGAUGAACUGGGAUCGAGAGGACGAGCCAAUGAAAAGUGAAACUGGAGUCAAUGAUGAGGCUUAAGGAACUUCUUGGAAUAUAUUGGAAGGAACCUCUGGAUGCCUGCGGACUAAUCAUAUUGUUUUUAGUUUAAAGGUGCACUAUGUGGCAGCGUAACAUUUCUCAGCCCUGCUGAGCAUUCAAGGUUUUCUGCAAAUCCAAGGGAAAAUGAUGAAACAAUUGUACAGAAAUUGCUAACACUUUUCUUCAGUUAUUCUUAAAGAAAUAAAACUUAUUUAAUGAAAUGUACAUACUGGGGCAUUGGUGUUUGUUUUCACCUUGGUUGUGUUUUCUCCUUUUAUGAAUCAGUUGUUGAGUGCCAUUGGCCUUUGUCAAAAUAAAUCUAAGAAACACUCUAUAUAAAAAAA
Messenger RNA from Xyrichtys novacula (pearly razorfish), 5385 nucleotides. NCBI's taxonomy places the organism in Eukaryota, Metazoa, Chordata, Actinopteri, Labriformes, Labridae. The record is from the annotation of a GenBank genome assembly.